This is a messenger RNA of Mucor velutinosus, 3786 nucleotides long. RefSeq lists its product as uncharacterized. The record is from RefSeq and is a predicted model, not a curated record. Bases 1 to 3786 code for a protein of 1261 amino acids. Gene Ontology annotation, molecular function: protein binding. Gene Ontology annotation, cellular component: cytoplasm. The transcript is spliced from 18 exons. Lineage: Eukaryota; Fungi; Mucoromycota; Mucoromycetes; Mucorales; Mucoraceae.
AUGGCUUCUUCAGUAUCUUUACCUUUAGUUGUCUGGCAUAACUUUUCCAAUCCAAACACCACAUGCAUCACCACAAGUUAUCCUUAUGUUUAUGCUGGACAAAAGGAUGGCCACAUCUGGGUGUAUACUCUCUCAGAAGAACAAGAUCCACCCACCUUACAGCACAAGUUCCUCCUCGUGGGCCAUAAAACUGCCAUCGCUGCCUUGUGCGUCUUGAAGACAGAGACAGGCGCUUUACUAAAGACAGAGGAUGUAUUGAUUAGUGCAUCUGAAGACGGUGAAAUUGCGCGUUGGAAUGCUUCAGAUGGUCGCUGUCAAGCAGUGAAUCCAACUGGAUUUUACGGUAUCCCGCGACUUUUGAAAGUAUUUACACAGUUUUCUGAUAGACAUAUCUUUUGCUGUGGACAAGCAAAUGAAAUUACGAUUUUGAAUGCAACAACACUGGAGGUGGUUCGAGUGUGGGGCGGUCAUUCGAAUUGGGUCACUUGCAUGGAUUUCCAUGAUCCAGGUACAAAACGUUCGAGAUUACUGACAGUAACCAUCGAUGGAAAACUCAACAUCUGGGACUUUGAUGCCACAAAGCACAUUAUAUACAAGGAUCAAACCAUGCCAAACGGACCUUCCUUAUUGAGCAACACAACAUCGUUUGAUUCGGCCUUCAACCUGAUUGGAAACGCAUCUGUGCCUGGUAUGUGUAUGGCAUUGACUAGCAAGCAUAUCAUGAUUCUGUUGAUGCAAAACACUGCGUUUGUGUCUCAAUUUGUGAUUCCUGCUGAACCACUGACAAGCUGGGCUGGUGGUUCAUUCUUUGGGCAAGACCGAUUUGUGAUAUGGACAUUGAAUGGCCAAAUUUUCGACUACAUGUUACAUCCUCCUGAAAGUGGGCCUUCAGAAUCCAUCUCGGAUGGCAAUGAGAGAUUAUGCUACAGUGCUACUCUUGUGCGUACAUACAAUUUGAGCAAGGGUGAUCUCAAACAGAGUGGAACUAUAGUAACAGCAAUAGCAAGCAAACCAGACCAAAACACGCACCAACUCUCAGCGAUCACUAUAUCCAAUCAUCCCGAGUCAUCUGGCUUCUCCAUUGUGCCUCUAUCGUUUGAUCAGGAGGGAGACAGCGCUGUAGAUUAUAACACAGAUGCUAGUUUUGCUGAUGUAUGGCCUCUGGUGGAAAAAGGAGACCCUAAAUUUGGAAACAUCACCGCGACCGCACCUGUCAACACCAAUCAUCUAGCUAUAGGCUAUGAUUCUGGGACCAUUUGUGUUGUGCCCUUGUCAUUGGCAUUACUGCACUUGACAGAUAUAUCAAAACAUUUAGGAAAACGAGAUGAUGUGAGGAUAUUUGAACAUGCUCAUCACAGCGCAGUUACUUGCAUGAUUGUUCCUGAGCACUGUGUUUCAGGGCAGCCAUAUUUACUAUCAGGCGGUCAAGACGGAGCUGUCAAAAUAUGGAAUUUGAUUGAUGGAAAGUACGUCGCAUCCUGUGCAGUGCACUCAAUGCCUGUGGAGGCCUUUAUCGAACCUGCAGAGCAAAAAGAUACCCGUGUGAGAGGUUGCAUUGUGUCCAUUGCCAAGGACAACUCGAUCGCAUUGAUUUCAGUGGAUUCUAUGACAUGUCUUUUUAUCUUCCCUGGCAACCCAUAUCCAUUGACGACGAUUCAGUGGAGAACUACCGAGGAUUACCUUGUAUUUGGUUAUAAUGACGGUAGUCUGUAUGUCUGGCAGAUGCAAACGGCUCAUUUAGAUCGUGUAUUACAUGGCAAAAAUGCCCGUGAUGUUUUAGAGGACGAUCGUUGGCCAAGCAACCAUAUUGCCGCACCCGUUGCCACGAAAUCAGCUGGCAAUAAUUCCAAGCAGACGGUCACCAUACGCUCCAUCAUGGCCAACGACAAUGCUCUUCACACCAAAACCAAUUUUGCACAGGUUUUCACAUUCAAUAUCCGUCGUUUGGUGCAUGAUUUGUACACCAGAGUAUCCAUAUUGAGUCAAGAUGACUCUCAGCUGGCCCAGGAUCCUUCAAUUCAUCCCAUCUUGAAGGCCUCCAUGUCUUCCUCUUCAUUUGAUGCCGUCGUUCCCGACAUUCUGACAUUCAGACCUGACAAGGAUGAUCCUCUCGAUGUCUCUGGUGAUCAACACUUAGAGGGAGAAGAGACAGACGCCAUCAAAAACAAGCACAAAAAGAACGAGGAGCAACGGCAGAAGCGCAUCGAAUUGAUCACAGCUGUUGUAUCCACGAUUGCAUCAUGGAAUAUCAGUGAAGCAUUUGAGCAUCUUUGUUGCAAGACAUUGCACUUGACCAGGCACACCAGCCCCAGCAUUAGUUUUGGUCUCAAAGGGGCAAACGGCAAUCUCUCCAUCCUGGCCCCUCUCAAGAGCGAGAGAUCUGCUUGGACCAUAUCACCCUCCAUGACUGCCAACAGAUUACUGGCCAUAGCCCUGCUGGCUAAAGCCAUCAUCUUUAUUGCAGGACAAGAGAGCAAGAGCUCAGAUCUGAUAUCAGGAUACGCUAUGGCACUGCCACUGAUCAUUGGCAAGGACUAUUGUUUCCCUUCAUUAUCACUGUUGAGCAAAUACUGGCAAGAUCCAUCAGCGAGAUCCCUCUUUUCAAGCGCUGUUACUGGACUCUCCAAACAAGACAUUACGGCACUGGUGGAUUAUUGGGAAGCCUUCUUACCUACGUCGAGUUCACCAGAGAAUAGUGGCCCUCAAAUGAUGGCACGUGCAUCCAUUGUCCUUGGUAUUAUGGGAUGUGAUCAACCGCAGACACUCUCUCCUCGUGUUCGUAAAUCAACCGCUCUCAGUCUGACCAUCCUAUUAUCCGACGCUGAAUUGGAUGAUUCUCGUCAUCACACCAAUGCAGAAGGUGAGCAAACACUGUCUACGGGGUCCAUGGCGCGCACAUUGUCUUCUAUGGAGCUGCUGAGUCAAGGAUUUCAGACAUGGGAAACGUACAUUAACGCAGCCGAGGUGCUAAGGACGCUGUUUAUGUAUGCGACAGAUCCACAGCCUGUCAUGGCCUUGGUGAGUCGUGGUGCUAAAACUGCCAUCUUUCAGAUUUCAGCUGCCAACAUGCCGUUGGUGAUAAGUACAUUGACAUUUGAUACCAUGAAUGCAAAGGCCCUCGAUGAUCGUCUACGGUGUCUCAAGAUUAUUGGCUCUUUUAUACGGAAGGAACCCAUCUUGUUGUUCUCGCAUAUUCACAGUGUGGUGGAGGCAGUGGUGAAGACACUUGAUCCCAACGUGCCUCAUAUGAGAGAGACCAUGUUGCAGUCUGUCACGUCCAUCCUACAUGACCUCGUCAAAACAUACCCUUCCGUUGAUUUCAGCAGCAGUGCGCAGAAACUAGCAGUAGGUACAUUGGAAGGAGCAUCCGUGGUGUAUGAUCUGCGGACAGCCACUCGAUCUGUUGUAUUGGAAGGACACGUUGGACCUGUCUCUGUUUUAGCAUUUUCUCCAGAUGCCAAGCUGAUUGCUACAUGCUCUCUUGCUGACCAAAGUGUUCGUGUGUGGUAUACAAAUAUGAGUUUGUUCGGCAUGUUGACAAGCAGCUUAUCGCAAGGAUUGGGUUCGAAUCAUAACACACACACUGUGAAUUCAAGCACAACUACCAAAACCACAACUUUAUCUUCUUCUUCAGGCACGCAAAAGCCUUACAAGGUUUUUUCUUUUGCCAUGCCAGACAAUGCCUUGAACCCCACAGACAUUAUGAAACAGGUACGAUUUGAUUGGACUUCGACCAAAUGUGUCAAGCUAUGUGUUCAGGAUCUAGUCAUGAGUUUUAAUGUAUAG